CUCUCUCAUUCUCUCUCCGUCUACUGCACCCACAGACACACACACACACUCGCCGACAUACACUUCAGCAGUCCUUUGUGCCUGAGGGACACAGACACAGACAACAAACAACAGCAAAACGAGACUUUAUUGUACGGACAAGCUCGCACUAUAUCACAGGUUGCUGUCUAGGAUGGCGGGGAUGAAGGAGCAACAGUUCACGGAGGAGAAGCCCCUUCUGCCGGAGCAGCGAGGAGGAGACUCAGACAUGCAGGAUAAAGGAGAGGAGGCAUCAGGGGGGUUAGCGUGCCCUGCCAGCACUGUGCCCCUUAACCAACCCCCUCCCCCCAGCCGCCCCAAUCACCGUUGGCAUGUCAUCGCACGGCACUGGCUCCGCCAGACCCGCCGUCGGACCAGCGGGGUCAUCCCGGAGAGCUGUGAACAGCUGAUGCCGGUGGGAGAUUGGAAGGAACAUGAUGUUGAGACUCCUUACGGGAUGCUGCACGUGGUGAUCCGUGGGGCACCCAAAGGAAACAAGCCCGCUAUUCUCACCUACCACGAUGUGGGACUGAACCACAAGCUGUGCUUCAACUCUUUCUUCAACAAUGAGGACAUGCAGGAGAUCACAAAGCACUUUGUGGUUUGCCAUGUGGAUGCUCCUGGGCAGCAGAUAGGAGCCUCACAGAUGCCACAGGGGUACCAGUACCCCACUAUGGACCAGCUGGCCGGGAUGCUGCCCACUGUGGUGCAGCACUUUGGAUUCAAGAGCAUUGUGGGGAUCGGAGUCGGAGCAGGAGCUUACAUUCUGGCCAAGUUUGCUCUGAUCUUCCCCGAUAUGGUGGAGGGUCUGGUGCUGCUCAACAUCGACCCCAAUGGCAAAGGCUGGAUCGACUGGGCUGCCGCCAAGCUGUCAGGUCUGACCAGUGCUCUGCCUGAUACUGUGCUGCCACACCUUUUCAGCCAGGAGGAGCUGAUGAACAACACAGAGCUGGUGCAGAGCUACAGGCAGCAGAUCAAUAACACCGUCAACCAGUUCAACCUGCAGCUUUUCUGGAACAUGUACAACGGUCGGAGGGAUCUGGAGAUGAAUCGCAGUGGGACUGUCCUCAACGCAAAGACUCUGAAGUGUCCUGUGAUGCUGGUUGUAGGAGACAAUGCUCCUGCUGAGGAGGGAGUGGUGGAGUGUAACUCCAAACUGGACCCAACCAACACCACCUUCCUAAAGAUGGCUGACUCUGGUGGACUUCCUCAGCUCACACAGCCUGGCAAGCUGACCGAAGCCUUCAAGUACUUCCUGCAGGGAAUGGGCUACAUCGCUUAUGUGAAGGAUCGGAGGUUGAGUGGAGGGCCAGUGCCCUCUGCCAGUAUGACUCGCCUAGCUCGCUCAAGGACGGCCUCCCUGAACAGCGCCAGCUCCAUGGAUGGCUCCCGCUCUCGGGCCUGCACCCAUUCUGACAGCAGCGAGGGAGUUGGGACGGUCACCCAUACCAUGGAGGUUUCCUGUUGAGGAGUUAGACUGCCAUAACGAGAGGGAGGGAGGGGGUAGAGAGAUGGAGAGAGGGCUGGGGAGAGAUGUCGGUAAAAGGGGAGGUGGGCUGGGUGAAUGGAGUUAGACAUGGUGGAGGGUCAAAUAAUUCAGUAACAUGAGGAAAGCUUGUAAGAAGGUGGAAACACAUCUCUCUGUCCUUAUCUAGCUCCUCCAUUAUCCCUCUGACUGCCAUCUCCUUCCCUCUCCACUGUAAAAUACCACAUGUAUUACAACUAACACCCCGACCACCCCUGUCACCCAGCACUUCAAGAUUUAGGCAUCUGUUUUUGUUCUUAAGUGUCAUUCUUGUGUUUGCUAAAUGUCUCCUUAAUCUUUGCCACCCCUUUUUGACCCCCACCCCUCACUCAAACACACACACACACACACACACACACACACACACACACGCGUACAAAAAAAAAGCACCAUUGUCUGUCAGAAUCCAAACCACAAUUUACCAUUAUAAGCUGCUGUUGUAAGCAUUGUAGGAAAACUCUUUCAGAGACGAUGAAACUAGAGGACACAGAGAGGAAAACAGAACUUUCUGAGAGUAGAACAUAAUGAAAAAUAGUUGUGUACUUUGCAAGAUGUUUAUGAUUUUUCUGUUGUAUGGAUCACAUGUGAGUAUCUCUCUCUCUGUUGCUUAUACAAAUGGUUAUUCCCUCUCCAAACGUGGCAGGUGAGCAUCAGACGGGUUGUGUCCAGUUUUACAGACAGCAGAACACGGCCAGUUGUAGCUGAGUGCACCCAUAGUGCUUAGAGAGAGCUGUUAGCUAGAGUACACGUCGCUCAUUUAAAGCUGCACUUGGUAAGGUUUAGUUUAUUAAAACUUGUUAACUACAAUUAGAAUGUGAAAUUAGAACAUUAUUAGUAGACAUUGGUGUGUUCAAGACUAGGGUGGACCUGGAUGGACCUACUUUUAAAAUAAAUGACAUUUGCUUCAUUUAAAUAUGAAAAUGUAUUUUCCAUUUUGGUAACAAUAUUUUGAGUCUUACUCUUGAGGACAGUCACAGAUUUUUAUGUUUGUAGUAUGUGAGACACAAUCCGAGGUCGUAGUUUGUAAGCUACUGAUCGGAUAUUAAGCCCAGGUCGCCAGUCAUAAGCGCACUGAAACCUAGCCACUACACCACCAGGGAGCUUCUUCUUCUGUUUGUUUUCUUCUUCCUUUUACUCUAAUAAUCUAUUUGUGGUAUGGCCAAAGUAUAACCAAACCACUUGUCUGAAUAAUCCUCAUUUUAAGCAAGACGGCAAUCUGUGAUUUGUGAGCCACUGGAGUCCAUUGGUUGCUUAGCAUCAAAUGUGAUAACACUUACAAUGGAAUGUAGCCAAUGUAGCAGGAAAGUACCCAUGAAGCACUUGGUCAGCAUACAGAGCAGAUGUUCACAGAAAGUUAGCACUCUCCUGUAAUCACUUUUUUUUUUUACAAUAAUGGACCUUACUAAAUGAUUGAAUUACCUAAAAGAAAAAAAGAUGUAUGGGCUUAAUAGUUUCAUAAUGCUUGUACUCAAUGUAGCAUGUAACCUGAGGGUGUUAUGCCUUUAAGAGGAAUACUAUUUAAUCUGUAUGAGUUCAAAUGACAAAGUGAGGAUAUUAUACUAACCAGAAAACAGCUUACAAUAUAAUACUGUUAUCUAAAAGAUGAAUCUAAACAAAGUAGUCUAUGGUACGUGUACAGUAAGUGGUCCAUCCAGACUCAAGAAGGGUACAUGAGGUUAGAAUUUUAAAACUUCCAUUUAGAGCAACAUCAGUGCAAUGUUGCUGAGUGCAGCUUUAAGCUAUGUGUGUCACCUCAUAUUUCUAAGACAAUCCACAACAUGAAUAUAGAGUAGAAGAAGUAUCUCUUAAUAUGUACAUGCAUGUGAAUGUGAACGUAAUCUUAGGGCAUUGUAGUAUCUGGGUAGUCCAGUGUUAGGGCAUUCUUCAUUAGCACCCUGUUGGUGGUAAGUUAUAUAGAGCCAUAGAUGCAAACUGCCAUCACCAGUCUGUAACUGCAGCACGCAUGAAUGUGGUUCUGGCCAUAGUCGGUCGACUUUUGUGGUCUCUAACAUGACAAUCAGACUCUGACCCAAACCAAACCAGACCAGAGGGGCCGAGGCCGGACCAGGCUGGCCCUGCAAACUCUCUUUGCGAGUCACUGCCUGUGCAGCUCACAGCAGACUUCCCUUACAGUGCAGAGCCCCUCUCUGUUGAUGUACCAAAGCUCACCACACACACAGAAGUAUCCACAAUGACACAAUACUGUAUAUGCCCAUGCUUACACACAUUUUUACACACCUUCUUGUUUAAGGAUACAUGUGCUGAGGGAACUAAUCCAAAGACAAGAUAUAAAUACACCCAAUUCUCAAACAAGACAGAAUCCAUUGCUAUUUAGUUAGAUUGUGUUUUGCUGUGCUGUGUAUCUAUCCUCUUACUGCUGUAGUACAUGUAUAGAAAAACAGUUUUAGACUAGUGUAGCUGUGUGCUUCAGUCUGCUAUAAAACUGGACCACCUUGUCCACAGUGAUCAGAGAUGGGGGUCUCCUGGUUUUUGGCUAAGUAAUGUACAGUGUUCAUGUACCACAGUCACCUUUUCCCGUUUGAAGUUCUUUCAAAAAAACCCUUUGGUCCCCUGUCAGGAGGGGCGUAGCUUCCACUCUCUGAGGUGUGCGCUUUUUCUGAGGUGGCCUGUAAGGGGCGGGGCUUUUUUGGAGCCAUUUGGGCGCCAAGCUCGGAAUGUAGGGCAACCCCCAGCCACCUUUAAAAAAAUAAAACCCUUACCCCCUAAAAACAAGGUGCCCCGGCUCUCACAGGCAAACCCAGUCGCACCCUAAAGGGCUAUCAGCUGAAGUCACUUUUUUAAAUGUUGGUUGUGUUAUUCUUGUUGAUGAUCACCAGGGGGCCCAGGAGUACAGAAAAAGUCAUAGAUGACCUUUUUUAUUCUAGAAAGAGGAGGGAUUAUUGCCAAAAACACUGAGAGAGAUUCUGACAUGAAAAUGAGGAAUGAAUGAAUGUUUAUGGGAAAGAAUGUGACAUAGUUGAAGCUCUAGAGAUUAUUGUGGAAUUGUUUAAAAUAUGUAUUUUGGAAAAGGAGAAAUGAUGAAAAGAUUUUAAACUGUCAAAUCCAAGACAUCAGUCACUUCUUGCAGAACCUCACAGAUGUAUUUCAGGAACACUGAUGUUUGCAUGUAGCAUAUACAAUAACCUCUCAGUGUUUUCUUUCUUCAUUAGGCUCUUUUUUCACAUGUAAACUCUGGUUUCCUCCUGUACAACUUCUCUCCAUACUGCCUGGGGGCCCCUGAAUGUAUUUUGUCCCUAUUUGAAGUGCUGUACAGUAUUGUCAACCUACGCCUCUUAGUAUCCCCCCUCCCCCCCUCUAUGGUUUGCACAUUUAUUCCUCCCCCCACAUCUUUGACGUUUAAUACUCAACAUGCAAACAAAGCUCCUUCCUCUUUCUCCUAAAGGUCUAUCAAAGGUGAAGUUCAGUAGGGAUUUGUGAAAGUCCACAGUAAGCUGGCAUUCAAUCUGUUUGUAUUCACCUUAGUCCUCUUUGCACUUGUAGAUAUUUUUAAUUUAUAGAGCCGGUUUAUUUGAAUCUAACCCUUUUAACACUUCACUAUUGUGUUCAAAACUUCAACACAUUUCUAUUCCUCUUCCCUUCGACUUUUUGUCUUUUUAGGGGCAACAAUAGGGUGUAUCUUCAUAUUGGUAUUAAUGAUAUUGAUUCCUGUGUACUACUAUUCUUCUUACUGCCAUUAUGAUUGAUUUUUAUUGAGCAAUAAGUUCUCUUUUAAAUCUUGUUUGGGUUGUUUCAUAUUGUGGGAGUCUUCCCUCUGAGCUUGUUUCACAUCAGUAGAAGGACUCUUACCUGCUCAGUUGUCAUUCAGAUGUGUAAUGUAAAAUUUAAAUAUAUUAUAUAUAUUAAUACAUAUACCAAGUAAGCUGUCUCUGUCCAUGUACUGAUCAAGUAACAAGUAAGAAAUAAAGACUUUGUCUCAA
Messenger RNA from Labrus mixtus (cuckoo wrasse), 5481 nucleotides. It is a transcript of the gene ndrg4, whose product is annotated as NDRG family member 4. The transcript is spliced from 18 exons. NCBI's taxonomy places the organism in Eukaryota, Metazoa, Chordata, Actinopteri, Labriformes, Labridae. Gene Ontology annotation, cellular component: cytoplasm. Gene Ontology annotation, biological process: signal transduction; brain development; positive regulation of ERK1 and ERK2 cascade. The coding region runs from base 173 to 1486 and encodes 437 amino acids. The record is from RefSeq and is a predicted model, not a curated record.